Closterium sp. NIES-67 is the source of this 3674-nucleotide messenger RNA. NCBI's taxonomy places the organism in Eukaryota, Viridiplantae, Streptophyta, Zygnematophyceae, Desmidiales, Closteriaceae. The record is from the annotation of a GenBank genome assembly.
UCACAUACCGUCUAGAAAUAUUCCCAACGGUCCUAGAUCCAGGGGCAAAAAACCGGUUACCACAAGAUAAGCGCCUAAUAGAAGACCCAGGGUCUUCUAUUACUAGGGGGUCUUAUAUCCGGGCUUUUACGGGUAUUUCUGUGAUGGACUCUCACGCAAGGGCACAUUUGGUGGUUUGUGUCAGGCCUUCUGGGGGGUGCAUGACGAGCAGGCUCGCUUCGAGUCUGACACGAGCUCCGGAACUGUCCAAUUUCGUGGGCAACUAUGUCGUACAGCACGCGUGAGCGCGGUGGUGAGGGCGAACCAUCGAGCAUGCUCUCUCCGCGCCACAUGCGCUCUGCUGCCAGAUUCGUCGUCCACUCCGCCCGCCGAGCAAUCGGCCCGUCGGCUCUCGUCAUGUCGCUGAUCGCGGGGCUGCCCACCCCCGACCACGUGCAUGUCGCUCCCCGCACUGCACCCCUCGCUUUCAGGCGCAUCCCUCUUUUCGCCAUCCGUCCCACCCGCGCAGCGCCUUCAUCCAUCGGCGGCCGACCUGCGGUCUUCGGCACGUGCGACCGAAGAUGCACUUAGCAGCAGUCACAGGUCGUUCAGAACCGCAGCGGCAGGCCUGCAAAGCACGGCUCUCGCUAAUUCCGCUCGAAGCAGCACGGGCGGGAGUACGAGAAGCAGUCUCAGCCUUGCCCUCUCAAGGCGCUUCGUUUCCUCUUCUUCCAAACGCUCAAACGUCACCUCUGAUACGCUCACGUGCGAGUGCCACGUGGCGCGCUUCUACUGACAGCCAGGCUGCUGGCGUCCGUGCUGUGGACUCUUAGUGGGAGGAACUUUCUGAAGACGCUCCCUCGAGAGACCCUGAGCCGCUCUCCCCCUCGUCCGCAGCAACCCUCCCCCCGCCAGCACAUGUAGUGCCUGCAGCACAGCAUAAAAUCUCAGCCGUUGGAUUGAGAUGAUCCAAGGGUCCUGGCGUGCUGCGACCACCGCACUGGGAACUCUCAGCAGCAGCGGCCGCUGCAGGUGGCGGUGCUGCUAAGCGGUGGUGUGGCGUGGAUAGCAGCCUGGCGCUUAGGCUGCUGCACGCGGCGGGGCUUAAGUGUGAGGCGUUUGGCCUGAAGCUGUGGUUCCGGGAGGACUGUGAGAGGUGGCGGUGGCAGUGCCCCUGGGAGGACGACCACGCCAUGGCUCAGGCUGUGGGACCAGGCGCGCUCAUGCCAAUGCUGUGUCAACUGCCAUCCCAUUCCUCCGCUGACUGCGCUUUGCCACCCUGGAUAACCGCGCUCAUGCCCCUCAACUCUCCAGAUCCGUGUGCCACUUGACUUGCUGUUUCAAGGCGCCUCAAGAGCAGCACAGGGAGAGCAGCACGGUGAGAGCAGCACAGUGUGGCACCACUCGCUUCCCGCGUAGUCCUCUGUGAGACAAUCUCACUGCAGCAAUGGCUGCUGCUAACUCCACUCGUACGUCAGUGUAGCACACUCAAUGCACCGACAUGCCCUGUGUUUUCCCGCUAUCUCCCACGCGCCUGUCUCUCCCCCCCCCCCCUCCCCCUCUUCCAACUCAGUGUCCCUCUGCGCAUAGUUCAUCUCACAUGUGCCUACUGGCAGUGGGUAGUACUGCACUGUGUGGCAGGGAUUCGCAAUGGCCGCACACCCAACCUGACAUGCUCUGCAGCAACUCACGCAUCAAGUCCGGGGCGUUGGUUGGCGUCGCGUGCGUUCGCUUUCUCGCACUAAGAUACCAUGUCGUGAGUCUGAAUCUGGUCCUUAUGCUCAUAGAGGGUCCUUAUGCUCAUAGAGGGUCCUUAUGCUCAUAGAGGGCCCCAGUCGUUCAAUGUAACGAACCUCUCAAGCUUAGUGCACUUUGCCUGCAUCUGCCACUCUGCACGCAUGUGCUACUCUUUUCUUUCUCUUUAUCCCAUCUCGCGGUCAACAGAUUGACCCAUUUGGCAUCCCGCUGGAAUCUUCAGAAGCUUUCAACAAGGCAUCCCCUGAUGCACUCAUCUUGUGCCGCAAUGCAGCAGCGGUUCUGCUGACAUUCCAACCCUCGGGUCGACACAUCGCUUGGACGUUGUGGCGGAGGGGUUGGAAUGUCAGCAGAGCUGCUGCCGCGUUGUGGCACAUGAGGACGUGUAUCAGGGGAUGCCUUCUUGAAAGAGCCUUUGAAACAGGCGACAAGGUUGGGUAGCGAAAAAAACAUCAGCCUGCCCUGAAACGAAAGCUUGCUUUUGAAAAGCGUAAACGACAUAUCCAACAAAGCCCUUAAGUUUACUCUUCAGUUCGACAUGCUUCCCCACCCUGCCCCAGUCUUCUCAUCCCCCCCUCCAGGGUAACCACCUACCACACCUGGUGCGACAGCUAGCAGGCACAUGAGGGUGGUGUGGAGCUGAGGGGGCUCAGGGCCCCUGUGCGUCCAGGUGUUCCCUCCCUCCACAGUCCCAGGUGCGACCGCUGCCAGCCACGCUCAACCUGCACGACCAGAGCAGGAAGGACACCCAGGGGAUACGCCUCCUGGGACGGUACGAUCUGGGGAAGAUACUUGGUCGCAACAGUCACGCCAACCAGCCCUGUCUUUGUGUCCCGCAGCUACCCACAUCCUAGCAAGUCACGGCGGCACUUCUAGGUGGCAGGAUUCUGCUGGACGCUUGGUGGCGCGUGCAACCCUCUGGCUAAGAGAGGCAACCUCGCAUGCAACGUAAGAGCCAGGCAGCUUCUUGUAAAAGCGGCAAGUCAGCCUGCACCCACCUCUCGUCUGCCAACUCUCAUCGGCAGCUCUGGUGGGGUGGUUGAGCUGGAUGCGGGGCAGCACAUGUGGCCCUCCAUGACGUGGAGGAGAGGGUCCCAGCUGCAACGCGAGAGCAAGGCAGCAUGCACGCGCCAAGUGCGACCGGCAGUUCUGGGUGGGCAGGUUCAGCUGGACGCAGGGCGGCAAGUGGGGUCCCUAGGUGUGUGGACGAACCAACCUGUUGCUAAUGUAGCCAGAAUCUAUGGAGCAGGCACGAGCAGCAGCAGAUCCAUUCAAGGACUGCAGUGCUCUCUCCCCCUCUCGCCGCAGCAGCCCCGGUCACUCUGCUGCUGGACGGCCAGGGCGUGGCUGCCGGCAAGUUUGCUGUUUUUCAUGAUGGUGACACGUGCCUUGCGUUGUCAUGCUGCCCGGGGACCCAGUGGAGGCGGCGGGAGUGGUGGGUGCAGCAGCAGUAGGCAGCAAGAGGUGGGCAGCAAGAGGUGGGCAGCAAGAGGUGGGCAGCAAGAGGUGGGCAGCAAGACGUGGGCAGGAAGAGGUGGGCAGCAAGAGGUGGGGAGGAGCAGGGGGGGCGUUGGGCCUUGUCAGCUGCAGCGUGGGCAACAGUGUGAAGGGGCUUGGCAGGGGUGACAGUUGGCAGAUUUCAAACCACCCGAGACGUGUAGAGGGGGAGUGGAAGGGAAGGUGGGGAGUGAGAAUGAGAGGCUGGAGCUGGAGGAGAAGGCGAGGAGGGAGGAAGUGAAAGUUGGAUUGGGGAUUAGGGAGAAAAGGAAGAGCAAUAAAUAGAAGUAGAAAUAGGGAUUAGUGUAGAACCUAGUCUCAGAGUUAGAACGAAUGAUUAGAAUGAGAGUAUACAGGGGUAUAUAGCUAGUGGGUUGUACUCUCUAUGGCAAGACCCUAUGUAGUCUACUAAACAUACACAAGUAUAUUUGACACACCCCCUA